ACGCCUGUCUUCAACCUCCUCGAGACCCCAGCGGACCCCAGCGACCUGCUCAAGUCCAAGCUCUUCCUGACGGACGACCCGGCGCUGAUCGUGCUGUACGCGCAGCUGCGGCAGCGAUCUCUGCAGACGCUGCGGGGCGCCAGCAAGGUGACGCCGCGGGUCGAGUGGGAGUUUGUGCUGCACAACGCACGGCUCUACGACCGCAUGGGCUGCGACCUCUUGGGUCUGGACCUGGUGCGCAACUGGGAGUUCCUCAAGCAGCCGACCGAGACCGGGGCGGCGGCGGCGGCCAAGGGCGGCCAGCUCGGAGGCGAAGUCAACCCGCUCAACCUGCUCAGGAGGAGGAGCUCGCUGGUCGUGGCGGACCUGCCGAUUUUGGGCGGGCCGCUGUCGCCGCCGGUGGGAGCGGGUAAGAAGGGCGUCGGUAAAGAUGGAAACGGGGCGGCGCCGACUGUGUUUGAGGAGCCGGAUGCCAAUUCGUUGUUGGAUAGUUUUGGGUUCUGA
Messenger RNA from Pyricularia pennisetigena, 504 nucleotides. RefSeq lists its product as uncharacterized. The record is from RefSeq and is a predicted model, not a curated record. Lineage: Eukaryota; Fungi; Ascomycota; Sordariomycetes; Magnaporthales; Pyriculariaceae. The transcript has a single exon. The annotation marks the transcript as partial.